Exophiala viscosa is the source of this 3391-nucleotide messenger RNA. Its product is annotated as rab-GTPase-TBC domain-containing protein. Bases 475 to 3150 code for a protein of 891 amino acids. The record is from RefSeq and is a predicted model, not a curated record. NCBI's taxonomy places the organism in Eukaryota, Fungi, Ascomycota, Eurotiomycetes, Chaetothyriales, Herpotrichiellaceae. The transcript has 3 exons.
UAAAUCUAGACUUUCUAGCAAGACCUGAAGAAGACCCUCAAUGACGAUCGUAGACAUGUUUAGAUCAUGUCUGUAAUGAACCGAAAUUGCUGGGUGGCAUAGUCAAUCAGUAUUGGAUGGGCGAGUUUGACGGGCUAGUUCCCAAAUGACGAGUUUCAACAACACCCCCUGAAGCGCGGCCCACCUUCCAUUCCACCUUGCGAACUGUGCUUCCUCUGCCAUCCGUUGCUUUGAUCAUCUGCGACGACGUUCAUUCCUUACCUCCCACUGCCUACUCACACUCCUUGAGUUGGCUUUGCACACUGUCCACUCGCACGGUCGCUGGCGUACCUGUCGAGCAGUCCUUCCUUUCAUCAUCGUUGCAAAUCCAACCUCCGCCGAGGGCUCACUCCUUUGCCCUACGUCGGACCUGCCUCCAAACCCUUCCCCGCCUCGUCUAGUGGCCCUUCCAUAAAGGCACGGCCGAAGUCGACCAUGGAGCAGCAAGUCGUGGAGCAUUCAUAUCCUGAAGAAGACCAGGAAACAUUAUUCGAUUCAAACACCGCCAUCGAACCUGAGAACAUCCCACUUCCAAGAAGCUCAAUGAUCAGUGUUCGACUGUCCGACGUUCAACUACAGCCAGAGACUGAGGAACUCGAUGCUUCCUCCCGCACCUCAGUGCGUCAGAGCACUUCUUCGUCUCCACGAUCUAGCGUAUCAUCUUCCCGAACGUCCGCCAGCUCUAUCUCUAUGAAUACAGUGGAUUGGGAAGGCCUUGAAAAGACGGAAGAACAAGAAGCCCGAGAUGAUGCCACUGACGAGUCCAACGCUCUUCUGUUGGCCCGACUAGAGAAGGAGAAUGCAGCCCUAGCAGUCGAUCCGAAAGCUGGCAUUGCGACCUCUGCCCGUCCUCGCAAGAACACACGUCCUCCUUCUGUACAACAAUUGAAACGAAUGGUCGAUGCACCCCAGCGCCAAACUCUACGAUACUCUAUGUUGCCGGCUCCUCCAAUGACCGAAUUGGAGUUCUGGGCAGCGUUGGUACAAGAUUACACGCAGACGGCUCAGCGCCUUCCUACACUCACCUCGAAUAAGAUCCGAGCAGGCGUUCCGCCACCACUGAGAGGUGUUGUGUGGCCCAGCAUUGCUCGUGCACACGAUGCUGUGCUGCAUUCCGAGUAUCAAAGGCUUUCCACCGAACCAAGCCCAUACGAUGCUUUGAUUGGAAAAGACGUAGGGAGAAGCUUUCCCAAUGUUGACAUGUUCCGAGAAAAGGACGGUGAAGGACAACGAAUGCUUGGGAAAGUGUUGAAAGCCUUCAGCCUUUACGAUGAACAGAUUGGAUACUGUCAAGGACUUGGCUUUGUUGUAGGACCACUUCUCAUGCACAUGAGCGAGUCCGAAGCAUUCUGCGUCCUAGUGAGACUGAUGGAGCAUUACGACCUGCGAUCGUGCUAUCUACCCGAUCUCUCAGGACUACAUCUACGCAUCUACCAGUUUCAACAGCUUCUGACACGCCAUCUACCCGAACUGGCUGCUCAUCUCGAAGCACUCAAAAUUGAGCCACUUUACGUCUCCCAGUGGUUUCUAUCCUUUUUCGCAGUCACAUGUCCUCUGCCUAUGUUGCUGCGCAUCUACGACGUCAUUUUGUCCGAGGGAGCAACGGAGACCUUGAUGCGUGUCGCUCUGUCUUUGAUGCAGCGCAACCAGAAGAAGCUCAUGGCAUUUAUUGAGUUCGAGGACGUCAUGCAAUUCCUCCUUUCAAGGAGCCUAUGGGAUACUUACGCUCAACAUGCGGACGACCUCGUUAUCGACUUUGUGUCUUUCACUGGAUUAGUGAGCCAGGAAUCUCUUCAGGCGUUGGAAACCGACUUCAAACUCUCACAGAACUUGAUGGCGGCUCCGUCACUUGCAAGUUCCGCAGCCUCUUUUCUCGGAAGAUUCUGGGCUGGCGCAACACAUGCCCCUUCUCGAUCCGCCAACUUGAGUCUGUUAAUUCCUGGGAGCUCUAUGCGAAAAUCGUCAUCCGGCCAGAGUCUCACAUCAACCGUCAAUUCGGUGGAGACAUCUGCCUCCGAGGCUAGUACAGCGCCAACUGACGUCUCCGACGACACAAGUUCGAAGUCUAGUGUGAUAAUGGUAGAUAUCACGUCCACGUCUACAUCGAAUACAAAUGACCGGGACCUGCACCACCAGAUUGAGGGGCUACUCACCGAAUUGUCAAAGGUGCAACGUCAACAUUCCGAGCUUGCUCUUGAGCUCCAAAGAGAGCGGGAGGAGCGCGAAGAAGAUCGCCAGAUCAGCCGGACUUUGCUCGAGCAUUUGCGUAUACAAACAGCUGAGAUCAGAGAACUGGCCGGCGAUGAAACUGCCGAGGAAGAUGCCGAGGUCGACGCGAUUCUGGAGCAGGCUGAUCAGCAAUUCUGUCAAAAGAGCUCUAAGCGGGUUUCUAUUGCUCAGUCCAAGCAUCAACUCCGCGAUGAUGUGUCGGAAUGGAAGGAGCGGCACGAGGCUGAAGUCACCAAAUGCCGUGAACUCACGAGACGUCUUGAUGAGCGUGAAGCUGAACACAACGCGCUCAAGGAACACUUGCGCGACGCUCGAGCCCGGAUACAGGAUGCGCAUCGGGAGAAACAGCGGCUGGAGCGAACAGUUUCGGACCUCCGGACUCGGAACAAUUCGGUCCCAGAAUCACCUGCAGACCUUUACACUCCAGUCACUGAAUUCCCGGAGGUUAAGAUGCCUCCUCCCCAGAGGACUGGGUCCGGACUUCGAGAGCUGAAGCUCGGGAAGUCAGAGCAGGCUCGCUCGUCAAGUGCUGGGCCAUAUUCAAAGCGAUCUAGCAGCCUCAACAGCCAAGCUCUUCUUGCGACCGACAACCACGAGCCGGUCGCUAAUGACGCGCUUCUGCUCGAGCUGGUCAAUGCAAAGACGGCUGAGGCCGUUGCAAGACAAGAAUUGGAGGAGACAAAGGGGAAGCUGGAUGCCCUUCGGAAGAUUUUGACGGGAUCGACAUCGUCGCCAUCAGCACGUGCAAGUGCGGGCGACUCACCUACAGCUUCCAAUGCUUCUGCGUCGAGUCCAGGCACCAAAGAGGCGCCGAAACCGACACACAUCGCAUCAGCAAGCACUGGUGGAUUCUUCAGCGGUUGGGGCAAACGAGGUUCGUGAGAACCUGGGAGUUUGAACCCCCACACAGCUUUUCAAUUCGUGAAUGUAUAUAGCCAUCUAUGACUCUCGUUUCUUGAUGACGGUUUCUUGUUCAGCGGGCAAUGCCCCUGGUAGCGAUAUUCAGCAUUUGAGAGGACUUAAUGUGUCUUGAGAUACAGUGCGAAUUCAGACUAUCUGGGAUCCGAAAGUUUCGUCAGGAAUUGGCCUGCAGCUCUCUCCUUUUCUCCGCAGCCUUGCCGCA